GCAAGUCCUAUGUUGGAACGCAAAAUCUGCGACUUCGGCUGACCUGUCAAUCAAAAUGGCCGCCAUUUUUUUUUAGUACAAGGGCUAGUAAUGUUCCUUAGGACUCAACCUUUAAGAAAAAAGUUCCCCCGGUGGAUCGACCAGGGGGGUGCAAUUUAUCCUUAAGUGGGCUCCCCGACUAUUUAGAGUGAGGGAAAAAAAUAAUUAUAACAGAAAUUGUUCAUUUUUCGACAUAGUAUAAAUUCAUUUCCGCAUUUAUUUUUUUCGGAAUGAAAAAUCAUUUGUAUUGUAGGUAGCCCCUUUAAUUUGCAAGUUAGACAAAAAGUCACGGUAGGUCAUUUUAUUCAUUUUUCCAAAGUGCCUAGGUACCUACCACCGACUCUCGUGGUCAAAAUUGGAUUUUGGCUCCUAGGUUUUGAAAACGUAUUUUGCCCCUUCACUUAGUUCAAUUUUCAAGAUCAGUUGUAUCCAAAUCUGAAGCUUGUAAGCACUUUCUGGACACCCUGUAUAAUAGUAUACUGCUAACCACAAACUAAAGAAUAGAGGCAAGAGAACAUGCGCGAGUCGCGGACGGUACAGGGAUGAAUGGGGUUGGAAUCGUGAGGUAUUCGGUGGUGAAGGGAGUCGAGGGAAAGACAGAAAGCGGUUUAGGAACGAUGCAUUGUAGGAUAGAAAGAGAGAAAACGCGAGUGUACAUAGAAUAGAGAGAGAAAGAAGACUGGUUGGCUGGGACAUUAUACAGUCUACAACUGGGACUGGGAUAAAUCGGCGCGAGUUUUAUAUUGAGUUUGAACAGCAAAACAGCAUAUUUGUAGAUUAGCUAGGAAUCGUUUGUUAUUCGUUCAGUUUCACAAUGUUAUGAAAAUAUAACGUUAUCAUUUUAGAAAAUAGGUGUUUUGCUGGUGGAAAAUAUUGAUUAACACCACUUCUUUCUGCAUGUAAUCAGUUUCGGUGUUGUUAUUUUUAUUGAUAAAUGAUCAAAAAAUUGUAAUUGAAAUGAAUUACGAGUAAUUGAGGCUUACCGAAAUAAUAUUUAAUGGACUACUGAAAAUCACCCCCAAUGGACUCCAGAGGAAUGUACGAUUCGCAAGUUCAAAAUGAAACACCCUCGGAUGAGUUUGUGCUCCAUGCCAAAUUUCCAAGCUUACAACAGAUGGCAUACAGCAAAAUAGCUAUUGCAGUGUGGUAUAAAUACAGUUCAACUCCAAACCGCCGACGACAAUACGAACUACUGGUAUAUGAUUAUGAUCAUUCGUCUACUGAUAAAAUAGAACUAAUGGAUUGCCAUAAACUGAUAGAAACUUUGACGAUGCCUCGAUUUAUGAAAGAAAACUUGAUAAAAUAUCUAAAGAGAGUUCGCAAAGAAACAUUUUAUUGCACUGAAUACUUCACAGAGCGUAUACUUUCAAAUGACUUAUUAUACGAGUAUGGAAUCGACCGAACCGCUCAAGUUGAUUGGGAGUAUUUUGUAUGGUGUCCGGAUGGUCGAAUCAAUUAUAAAAGCACUGCCAUCAAAAUGCUACGUUCGGGCGUGUUGACUGAGGUGCAGAAGUUUGCCAUCGUGUGCAGAUUCUGCCUGGAAAAUGAGAUCGAAAGCUUCGAUCUAAAUCGCCGUCCUAUGAAAACGUUUGUUUCAAAAGUAUGUAUAGACCGCGAUCCGUUAUUGUUUUACUGGAUCUGUUACCUGAAGAACGAAUUACAUAGAGUUACACCAUUAUUCUUACUUUCUUCAAAUAAUUACCGCAUGGAAGCGGAAGCGUUUGAGUAUUUAUGGAAUCGUUUGAGUGCUGAAGAUCAAGUAUCCUUAAUAAGUGACAAAUUACUUACAGUCUCAACUUCUCCCUGGCGUGAUAGCCUGUUUCUCAAGAUGUCUCACGAUCAAUUAACAAAUUUACUAUUCCGUCGACCAGUUAAUAUGAUAUUACUUUUUCUCAACAAUUUAGAAAUACCUGAGUGGGCAAUUAUGGCUUGGAAACGGUGUAAAAAUAGCAUAUCUAAUGAGCAUUUUGUCGCGUUGUUGCACAGUCUACUUGGCCAAUUUCGCUACAAGCUUAUCCGUAAACAAGAACGCAAAAUGAGAGUUUUAUUGGAAAUUUGGAAUACGGCCAACGAUCACCAGAAGAAUCAUGCAGCGAGGCAGGCACGAUUAGAAGAAGCUGUCGUCCGUCUACUCUCAGUAAAUCCUAUUAGAUUAUUUGUACGAGUAUAUUUUGCAUCAGAUGAAGCACGUCUCUGGAUAAAACUAGCACCCAGUUGUUUCAAAUUUUUACUGAAAUUUUUAUCUUUUACAAGUGCGGAUUUCAGAAAAAAUCUUAUUCUCCGAGGUGACCUCUCAUUUAUUUUUCAUUUUGAUUUUCACGUGGUACAUGAAAUAUUUGAGUUAUGCUUGCCAAAUUCAUCUCAAGAUGAGGUGCAAUUCGAAACUGAACCGAGUAACUUCAAAAUUCGUCCUUAUUUUUGCAUAAUUUUAUACACUGUAGAAGAUCAGGAUGAAUUGAAUGAAAGAUUGUUGCGUUCCUUUGAAAACUUGAAUAUUCCUUCAAAAGAUCUACUGCAAAAAUUCAUCGAGUCAUUGGCUAUAGCCCAUAAAAGAGUACAGUCAACUCGCGAUACCUCUGAUUAUCUAAGAUUGAGUAAAUUCAUCAACAAAAUCCUGCAAGAAAAUGUAUUAACAGUGUUGAAAAUGAAAGAAUCGUACUUUUCGUCAUUCAUUUCUGCCACCAGUGAUCCGUAUGAACGCUACGGUAGUUUGGAUGAACUUAGCAAACUAAUUGAGCAGGAGUUUGUACAUGAACAUCUGCAAGAGUUGAAACACCGAUUCGCUAAAAUACUCCAAACAACAAGUGUUGAACGAUGGGUUUGGAUGGUGUCAAAUUAUGAAGAUUUCACCCGUGUGUUUUCGUGGUGCUUUGAAAAUGAAGAAGAAAUGUUUCUACAGGUUAAACGUUGUAUACCAAUUAACGAUAUUAUUGGUAAGGUUCUUGAUGUUAGUAAAAUUAUGCGCAGAAUGGCGAAUUUUAGUAACUUGCAGAGAUUUCUAGAGUGGUAUUUCUCUGUUGUAGAGGGUGAAACAAUACAAUCUUUUAGACAUAGUAUAAGGAAUGAUCCUGAGACUGCAAAAAUACGAGCAGUAGAAAUGAUAAAGGAAUACGACAAGGACCAGCAGCCUUGUAGAGAAUUUUUGCGGUGGAUUGGCCACCGUAUUGAUCUCCAUGUUAAAAGAAGUACCUAUGGCAUCGUGAUAUCUUUUUUCUUUUUUCUUUUUUUUGCUAUUUUGUCUGUAAUAUAUGUUCAUCUCUAAACGUAAGCUAAUAUAUACAUAGGUCUUUGGCUUAAGUAUAAAUACCUAUAUCUACUGAAGACAUCUAUGUACAUAUUUGUAAUUCGUAAUAAAAAUAUUCAAUUUCA
Molecule: messenger RNA, 3408 nt
Organism: Planococcus citri (citrus mealybug)
Lineage: Eukaryota; Metazoa; Arthropoda; Insecta; Hemiptera; Pseudococcidae
Exons: 2
Coding region: 1061-3301 (746 amino acids)
Source: RefSeq, a predicted model, not a curated record